Messenger RNA from Chaetura pelagica (chimney swift), 285 nucleotides. It is a transcript of the gene EIF4EBP2, whose product is annotated as eukaryotic translation initiation factor 4E binding protein 2. Lineage: Eukaryota; Metazoa; Chordata; Aves; Apodiformes; Apodidae. Gene Ontology annotation, biological process: negative regulation of translational initiation. The record is from RefSeq and is a predicted model, not a curated record. Bases 1 to 285 code for a protein of 94 amino acids. The transcript has 4 exons. Gene Ontology annotation, cellular component: cytoplasm. Gene Ontology annotation, molecular function: eukaryotic initiation factor 4E binding.
AUGGUGUCCCCCAGUUUCCAGGUUGCUUACCCCCUUUCCCCACCACCUCCUUUCACCCAAAAGGUGAAGCCAGAAGGCACCCGGAUCAUCUACGACCGCAAGUUCCUGCUGGAUCGUCGCAAUUCCCCCAUGGCCCAGACCCCUCCUUGUCACCUCCCCAACAUUCCCGGGGUCACCAGCCCUGGCUCGGCCCCCGAGGAGCCCCGGGUGGGCACCAGCAGCCUGAACCACACGGAGCCAAAGCCAUCCAUGGGGGACGAGGCUCAGUUCCAGAUGGAUAUUUGA